Messenger RNA from Musa acuminata subsp. malaccensis (wild Malaysian banana), 675 nucleotides. The record is from RefSeq and is a predicted model, not a curated record. NCBI's taxonomy places the organism in Eukaryota, Viridiplantae, Streptophyta, Magnoliopsida, Zingiberales, Musaceae.
CCAUCUCCGGCGAUGCCAACGAGCUUUGGCUUCGAUCGCAAGAUCCACAGGCCGGUAUUGAGGAUGAGCAGGAGGAGAAGAAGCACGAGAGUUCUGAAGAACGCGAGGAGAUGCGGCUACAAAGGCGGCAGAAGAAAGCAGAGCCGGGAGGCAGCGUCGAAGGCGGUGGCGGAGCGGCUGGAGGCGCUCAGGAAUCUCAUCCCGCCUAAAAACGACGGCGUGAAGGAGAGGGAGGCGGUCGCCGACAGGCUCUUCGAGGAGACGGCGGACUACAUCCUUCUUCUGAGGACCCAAGUGGAGGUCUUGAAGCGGCUGGUGGAUGUCUACAGCCCCUGCAUUGACAACAGCAGCGGCAGUGCAUGAUAUGAUGAUGAUGUUAUACAAGAGUGAAGACUACAAGGAUGGCUUUUGGUUUGUUCCUGUUGUUUGCUGCUUCUUGUUCAUUGUUGUGUUUGGUGUUCAUCUUUAGGCUUUUGUUAAACUAGGAAAAGCUAACUGUGAUGUUCUCUUGUGAUCUCCUUCCUUAUCCUAAUGUUCAAGUUAAAUUAGUGGAGUGGAGCCAUUUUUCCUCCGAACAGAAAUUGAUAUACUUGUUCCACCAACACUUGUUGUCUUGUUGACUCGAUCUCCAAUGCUGCUACCAUGCAUCAUGCAUUUGUGUAGCAUUGCAAGAAA